AUGGAUACAUNCUUAGAUGAUGGGAGAUCGAAAGCCCAAACUUUUGACAAAAUGGGGGCCCCACAUAACUCUGAUUACCAAAGACAAACACUCUCCUCCUUCAGGGUAACUGCUUCCAAGUACCCUCCCCCGUUUGACAUCUUCAUAAACCAUCGUGGGGUGGACACGAAGCGCAACAUCGCUGAGUUGCUUCAUGAUCAUUUUGUCCACCUAAAGCUCUAUCGAUUCUUGGACUACAAGUGCAUGAAGCCCGGCAAAGAUCUCAAGGAGGUCAUCAAAACUGCCAUACAGGGCUGUAAGGUUGGGUUGGCCAUCUUCUCUCCAAAUUAUUGCACUUCUGAAAAUUGUCUCCAUGAGUUGGCUCUCUUGACGGAAUGCAUGAAAUGGGUUAUUCCCAUAUUCUAUGAUGUCCAGAGUCAAGACUCUGAUCUUGUGCUUGUGGAGGAUGGAAGCUUUCUGGCCAACUAG
Macadamia integrifolia is the source of this 468-nucleotide messenger RNA. RefSeq names its product TIR-only protein-like. Gene Ontology annotation, biological process: signal transduction. The transcript is spliced from 2 exons. NCBI's taxonomy places the organism in Eukaryota, Viridiplantae, Streptophyta, Magnoliopsida, Proteales, Proteaceae. Bases 1 to 468 code for a protein of 155 amino acids. The record is from RefSeq and is a predicted model, not a curated record.